GCAGCAGCGCCGCCGCCGCCCGCGGAGCCCGGAGAAACUUUGCCGCAGGAGCCCGGGCGGCGCCUCCACCCGCGGGAUGAGCCUGCUGCGGGGGUCGGCGCUGCGGCCGGGCGAGGAGCCCCUGCCGCCCUGGCUGCCCAGCCACGUGCAGGUGGCGGUGGUGCAGGCGCGGGGGCUGCGGGCCAAGGGGGGCCCGGGCGACGCCUUCGUGGCGCUGCAGCUGGGCCGGCAGAAGCACCGCACCUCGGUGGCCACGCAGAAGGGCGGCUGCCCGCGCUGGGAAGAGCGGUGCGCGCUGGAGCUGCCCCCGCCGCCGCCCGCCCCGCGCCCGGACCCGCACCCGGACCCGGACCCGCUGCUGCUGCAGCUGGUGGUCUGGCAGCGCGCGCUGGUGGGCCCGGACCGCUUCCUGGGCCGCGCCGCCGUCCCGCUGGCCGCGCUGCUGCAGGGCGGGCGCUCCCACCCGGACCGGUGGUACAAGCUCCAUUCCAAGGCCGGCAAGAAGGAGAAGGAGCGGGGUGAGGUCCAGCUGACCAUCGAGUUCACUCGCCACAGCCUGACUGCCAGCAUGUUUGACCUCUCCAUCAAGGACAAGCCUCGCUCGCCCUUCCGGAAACUGAAGGACAAGGUGAAGGGGAAGCGGAAGUAUGACCUGGAGUCUGCCUCGGCCAUCGUGCCCAGCAGCAGCGGGGGGCUCGACGAGGACUUCGAUCUGGGGGGCCGGAAGGACAAGGCGAAGGGCUUCCUCUUCAAGAGCCAGCUGCGCAGGUCCUCCUUGACCCGCUCCAGCACGUCCCUGGGCUCCGAGAGCACCAUCUCCUCUGCCAGCGCCGAGGCAGGGGCCCCCUCACCCAGCCGGCCCAGCAGCCUCUCCGCCGACCCUGCCGGGAGAGACUUUCUGCCGUCACCAAAGCUGUCCCACAAGAGGGCCUUCAGCGAUGAGGUCUCCCAGAUCAACCUGUUGCCGGAACCCCGGUCGGUCCAGAGCCCACAGGCCCCAAAGGAUCCCAGCUCCAGGUCCUCGCUCUGCAUCAACGGGAGCCAUGUUUACUGCGAGGAGCCCUCCCCCAAACCAUCCUUCCUUGCCCUGGCCCCCCUCCCUCCCUCCCAGAGCUACCCCAGCAAGCAGAGCAGGGGCUCGGUGGCCGGACCACCGGCCACUGAGCCGGACCUGCUGCCCUGGCCUGCUGGUGGCUUCCAGAAAGGACCCCCGAAAGACCCCCCUCGGUUCAUCCCCUCGCCCCCCAUCUUGGCCGCGCAGGAGGAGGACAGGCUUUCCGUGAAGACCGUUGCCCUGAACAAGCACCGGGUCCGAGCCAGGAUGGAGGAGAGCCUGCGGGCGGAGGGCAAGCCCAGUCUGACGGCUGCUUCCCUGGCUUUCCCCUCGGGAGUCGGGAAGGGGAGGCCUCAGGAGGCGCGGGAACAGGCCGAGGCCGGCACCUUCCGUCGCGGGAAUGGCAGAAGCCACGGCCAGAACCAGGAGGCGGGGACCCCUGAGCCUGCAUGGAGCCUGGAGGCCGCAGCCAGAGGGGAAGAGGGGCCUGGGAGUGGCACUGGCGGCAGUGGCGGCUGGAUCGGUCUGCGAGAUUCCAGAGAGCCGGCCCGAAAGCUGAGUCCGCACCCCGUGAAGCCCAUGAGAAGCACGCCAGGCCCAGAGACCCCACACCAGGAGAAGCCCUGCCAGGCUGCCGGCCUGAGCCCCAUCCAGGCCACUGGCCAGGAGCAGCUCGCCCCGAGCCCUUCCAGCAGCCGGAGCCCCGCAGCCUUGGUGGUGCGGCUGGACAAGACGGAGCCUGAGCAGGCCCCGCCGGCGAAGUACCUGCACCUGACACGCGAGGAGCUGGUCCAUCUGCUGUUGCGACGGGAGGCCGAGCUUGGGAAGAAGGAGGAGCAGGUGCACGAGCUGGAGAACUACAUUGACCGUCUGCUGGUGCGCAUCAUGGAGCAGUCACCCACCCUGCUGCAGAUCCCCCUCGGGGAGGAUGCCAAGGCCGCCCAGUAGCCCCCCUGCAGGAAACCCCUUUCUCGCCCUUCCCUUUCCUGCCUGGGCCGGUCCUGCUGAACGCUCCCUUCCUCUGGCCACAGCCGGCACCCCCACCCCCAGCACUCCUGUUUUCUCAGGCCCCCCGGCAGGGGAUGCUCUGGACCGCCAAGCAGUGUGUUACAGACUGUUCUUGGCGCAGUGGGGCAUACCCCAGGCUAAGGGGCAGCCCUGCAGACUGCUGGAAUGCCCUUCGCAAACGCCCAGGCAGCUGCCCAGGUCACACUGCAGUUAAACAGUCUUCGACAUCCACUUAUGCCCCCUCCCGCCAGGGCUUUGCUUUUGGGGGGAAGCUGUCAUGGGGAAAGGCACAGGUGGCUGGUCAGGAGAGGCCCUCUGAGCAGGCAGAACUCCCCUUUGUCCUUUCCCAUGUUCCAUGAGGACUAGCGUCUCCCUGCGGUUUGAUGGAUGUUCAAGGCUAUGCCAGCAGACAGUGCCUGAGAGCCAGCCUGUUCUUUAUUGUACCAUCUCUCAGGCUCUGGGGCACAACUGCCUUGCCCCAGAGAGGUGCCAAGGGCUGGCUGUGCACGCCGGAACCAUCCACAGUUCCUUCUCUCCGUCUUUCACUUGGCCUGGAGCACCAGACUAAUGAAGGGGGGAGUGCAUCUGCCUGAAAUGGAAAUGAGAAAAAAUGUGCCUUUUGGUCAAAGGAGGGCAGCCCUCACCCCCAAAUCUGGCCUGCAUGCAAGAAUAGGCACGCUCCUUGUUCACAGUGACCCCAGGAAUCUCGCUGGCAGGGAGGAGCUGGCUUCCAAGGCACACACGCACCGCAACGCUCAACGGUUGCUGCUCCGAAGGGCAGGAAUGUCUUGGCUUCUGAGGGGGGGUGACAUUUGGGGAUUGAUCCCAGUCCAUUUGGCCACCUGGAGGUUUUGUGUGAUGGGUGGGUUCUUGCCGGCUUAACCCUUUUGGAAAGCCUGCAUGAGACCUGCAUGGCUCCCUCGCAAAGAGGUUAGGGGAGGGGGGAGGGUUGCUGCGGGAAGCAGGUGGCCUUAUGCAAGCCUGGCGGGGGCAGUUCAAACCCCCCCUUUGCCCAGGAAGGGAACGCGGAGCUCGUACAGCUCUCUUCUCCCCCAGUUGGCAACCCAGUGCCCCCCAUUGAGGGAAGUCAGCACUGCCUCUUGCUCUGACGGUGCCCUUGCCUCCCCCACCCCUGCUCAGGAUUGGGGAGAUCGGCCAGGGAAUGAGGCUCCCCAGAUUUUUGUUUGUCCUGUUUCUGCCAAGUGUUUCUUGAAGGCCUGGGCCACGGGAAGGUUUCCAAGGGAGGGGAGGGCUGGUGAUCCUUGGCUGCGGUGGGGGGGCAUUUGUGUCUGUCGUUCUUGGGCUUGCAGCGGGUGACCUCUCGACUGCCACCUAAAACUGCCACCCCUCCUCAGCCGCCCAGAUUUUCACCAGCCGCAGGACAGCAUUUUGGAGACCCUUGGGUGAAGUUGCCUUGCCUUC
Candoia aspera is the source of this 3484-nucleotide messenger RNA. RefSeq names its product RAB11 family interacting protein 5 (gene RAB11FIP5). The record is from RefSeq and is a predicted model, not a curated record. Gene Ontology annotation, cellular component: early endosome; secretory granule; recycling endosome. NCBI's taxonomy places the organism in Eukaryota, Metazoa, Chordata, Lepidosauria, Squamata, Candoiidae. The transcript has 5 exons. Gene Ontology annotation, molecular function: small GTPase binding. The coding region runs from base 77 to 2002 and encodes 641 amino acids. Gene Ontology annotation, biological process: regulated exocytosis.